AACAGUUAUUCGCCGAAAACUACAAUUCGUAUUUGAUUCGCCGCGCACAGACGAAAUGAAAUUUCACACUAUUUACCUGCUGUUGGCAACACUGGGCGCCAGUGCCGCCUUAAAUAGUACAAUUUUCGAUCUACUGCACUCCGUGGAUGAAAUUGCCAAGGGCAUAAUCGCGAGUGAACCAGGCGCACCAUCUCCGGACAAUGUUUUCAAAAUUAUAGAGAAUAUAGUGGUGGGUCUGCCACUUCAAAUCGCCUCCAGUAUAGCCAAUUCAAUCUGUUCGGCGGUUAUUAGUCAGGGUCGCGCCAAAACGCCGGAGAAGUAUGCGCCGGUACUCGGCGAUAUUAAAUUUCAGUUGCGCACCGCUUGUGAUAAGCGUUCGUAUUCGCUUGUGAACGCCAACGAUUUAGCGGACGAUGAGAGCUUCGACCCCGCGAAGCCAACCGUUAUAUUUGCCACCGGCUGGACGACAACCGUGAACGGUAGCCAACAGGAGCGGUUGGCCAAGGCGUACAACUGUCGUGGUGAUGUUAAUUACAUAGCUUUGGAUUUUGGCGAUUACAUGAAGACUUUGUAUCCGUGGUCAGCCCAGAACACCGACGUCAUUGGCAAAUAUGUGGCUGAGGCGCUACUGCGACUGGCUUCGCUCAUAAAUAUCGCGGACUUGCAUUUAAUUGGUCACAGUUUGGGCGCACAAAUAAUGAGUUCUGCGGCGCGUCACUACCGGGUUUUGACGAAUGAAAGCCUACCCUAUGUCACCGGUUUGGACCCAGCUUUACCGUGUUUCAACAACGAUGAGACACUAACCACGCUGUCGGCAAGUGACGCCGACUUUGUGGACAUCAUACACACGGAUCCCGGCGUCCUCGGUCAGUCGAAGGCCACCGGCAGUGUGGACUUCUUCGUGGGUGGCCAUUCUGCCUUGCAGGCAGGUUGCUUCAGUGUAACUUGUUCACACAGCCGUGCUGUCUCCUACUACGCAGAGUCGGUUUAUCCCAACAAUGAGGAUAAUUUUCUGGCCAAGCGUUGUGACUCUCUGAGAAAUCUACAGGCGGGCAAGUGUAAAGGCAAAGCCUAUCCGAUGGGCUACGCAGUGCCACAUGACCUAAGAGGCACAUAUGUUUUGGAGGUGAAUGAUAAGUCGCCGUAUGGCAAGAAUGCUGGUGUUAGUUCUAUGGAUCCGGAAACCACGACUUGUGGCAGCUGUGAGGCGUGAGUGAAGUUAAUGUUUACAUACAUAUAGAUAUAUACGCAUAAUUACAUC
Molecule: messenger RNA, 1261 nt
Organism: Bactrocera tryoni
Lineage: Eukaryota; Metazoa; Arthropoda; Insecta; Diptera; Tephritidae
Product: vitellogenin-1-like
Exons: 3
Coding region: 56-1213 (385 amino acids)
Biological process (GO): lipid metabolic process
Molecular function (GO): lipase activity
Source: RefSeq, a predicted model, not a curated record